GCGCGGAGGAGAAGAAAGUUUGGCGACACUCGGGCACCUGACUCCGCAUCCUUUCUCCGUUUGGGUCCAGAGCAGGUCCCAGCGAACGAAGCGGCGUGGAGUGGCUGCAGCCGAGGCUUGUGCUUCUCUGUUGCGCGUGAGGAAAGUUUGCGCUUUCCUUUUUCUGUUUCUUUAAGCCAGCACCCCCGAUCCAGUUCUUCCCUCGCGUUUUCUUGUGCGCACGUGAGCGAUGUUCUUCCUCUGCGUAACAGUUCGAGUUUUUUAUGGAAGAUCCCUAACUUGGUUGACGGUCCUCGAGUUUUGAAGAGAAGGGGAGUAAAGGAUAUUAUCGUUUUCCUCAUAGAGAUUAUCAUUGCUCUUAUUUUUUACAUCGGGCCACAGGGUUUCCUUGGAGCUAUAUGGAGGGAUCUCAGAAUGGUUUGCACCAGGAAAACCAAAACUUUAGUGUCCACCUGCGUGAUCCUGAGUGGAAUGACUAACAUCAUCUGCUUGCUCUACGUGGGCUGGGUGACCAACUACAUUGCCACGGUCUAUGUGAAAGUGCAGGAGCCGAUCUCGGAGAAAAAGUUGGAGGAAGACAAAGGGGAUACUUUGCGGAUUAUAGAAAGGCUGGACCAUUUGGAGAAUGUCAUCAAGCAGCACAUACAAGAAGCACCACUGAAACCAGAAGAAAAUCCUGCAGAAGCCUUCACCGAUUCAUCUCUUUUUGCUCAUUGGGGUCAGGAUCUGAGCCCUGAAAAUAGACGGAUUGCUCUGAAACAGUUCCAGUAUUAUGGCUAUAAUGCUUACCUGAGUGAUCGCCUUCCCUUGGAUAGAGCAUUGCCAGAUUUUAGGCCUAAUGGGUGCAAAAAUCUUACAUUUCCCAACAGUCUUCCUGAGGUCAGUAUCGUUUUCAUAUUUGUCAAUGAAGCUCUCUCGGUGAUUCUACGUUCUAUUCAUUCUGCAAUUGACAGAACUCCUGCCCACUUGCUCAAAGAGAUUAUUUUAGUGGAUGACAACAGUAAUAAUGAGGAACUCAAAGAAAAACUAAAAGAAUAUGUGGAUGAGGUGACAGCACGGAAGCCAGGGUUCAUCAAGGUGGUUCGACACAACAAGCAAGAGGGGCUGAUUCGUUCUCGUGUUAGUGGCUGGAGGGCAGCAACAGCUCCAGUAGUUGCACUGUUUGAUGCUCAUGUAGAGUUCAACGUGGGAUGGGCUGAGCCAGUACUCACCAGGAUCAAGGAGAACAGAAAAAGAGUAAUAUCUCCAUCAUUUGAUAACAUCAAAUAUGACAAUUUUGAAAUAGAAGAGUAUCCUCUGUCAGCACAGGGAUUUGACUGGGAGUUAUGGUGUCGAUACUUAAAUCCUCCAAAGUCAUGGUGGAAGCUAGAAAACGCUACAGCUCCUAUAAGGAGCCCUGCACUGAUUGGAUGCUUCAUAGUAGACCGUGAAUAUUUCCAAGAAAUUGGUCUGCUUGAUGAAGGCAUGGAGGUGUAUGGAGGUGAAAAUGUGGAGCUUGGGAUCAGGGUAUGGCAGUGUGGCGGUAGCGUUGAAGUUUUACCUUGCUCUAGGAUUGCCCAUAUCGAACGAGCCCAUAAGCCGUAUACAGAAGACCUAACUGCUCAUGUCCGAAGAAAUGCACUAAGAGUGGCUGAAGUCUGGAUGGAUGAGUUUAAAAGCCAUGUAUAUAUGGCAUGGAAUAUUCCCCAAGAGGAUUCUGGAAUUGACAUUGGUGAUAUUUCUGAGAGGAAGGCCUUGAGGAAAAAGCUGCAGUGCAAGACCUUUAGAUGGUAUCUUGUGAGCGUAUAUCCAGAAAUGAGAAUGUACUCGGACACUGUUGCCUACGGCAUGCUGCAGAAUUCCCUAAAAAGUGAUUUGUGCCUUGAUCAGGGGCCAGACACAGAAAAUAUUCCAAUCAUGUAUAUCUGCCAUGGAAUGACACCACAGAAUGUCUAUUACACAGGUAACCAGCAAAUCCAUGUGGGUGUUCUGAGUCCCACCAUAGACGAUGAUGACAACAGAUGCCUGGUGGAUGUGAACAGCAGACCCCGGCUAAUUGAAUGCAGCUAUGCCAAAGCCAAAAGAAUGAAGCUUUACUGGCAAUUUACUCAGGGAGGUCCAAUCCAGAACAGAAAAUCCAAACGCUGCCUGGAGCUUCAGGAAAACAAUGAUAAUGAAUUUGGAUUUCAGCUUGUUCUACAGAAAUGUUCUGGCCAGCGUUGGUCUAUCACAAACAUCCUGAAAAGCUUGCCCUCAUAAUACAGACUCAGAAAAAUCUUCUGCUCAGUCCUCUUGCUACCAUGUAGCAAAUGUUCUCAAUGUCGCCUGCUGUACUGUAUUUCCCCUUACCCCCUUAUCUUUUUUUGUGCGUGAGUGUGUGGGUGUUGGAUUUGUGGGCUGAAAAUAGAGAUUUUUAUUUCAUAAUGACAUUUUCAUGGCAUUUAUAGAGAGAUGCUGAAUGACAGGUGAUGGUAAAAUAUCUGAAAAUAUUUUGUGACUGUAAAUAGGGAACAAAUGGAGAAUAUUUAUA
This is a messenger RNA of Eublepharis macularius, 2509 nucleotides long. It is a transcript of the gene GALNT18, whose product is annotated as polypeptide N-acetylgalactosaminyltransferase 18. The coding region runs from base 415 to 2238 and encodes 607 amino acids. Gene Ontology annotation, cellular component: Golgi apparatus. Lineage: Eukaryota; Metazoa; Chordata; Lepidosauria; Squamata; Eublepharidae. The transcript is spliced from 11 exons. The record is from RefSeq and is a predicted model, not a curated record.